Molecule: messenger RNA, 1572 nt
Organism: Rhodamnia argentea
Lineage: Eukaryota; Viridiplantae; Streptophyta; Magnoliopsida; Myrtales; Myrtaceae
Product: LEAF RUST 10 DISEASE-RESISTANCE LOCUS RECEPTOR-LIKE PROTEIN KINASE-like 2.7
Exons: 2
Coding region: 1-1572 (523 amino acids)
Biological process (GO): protein phosphorylation
Molecular function (GO): protein kinase activity; ATP binding; polysaccharide binding
Source: RefSeq, a predicted model, not a curated record
AUGGAUCUUACCAUGUCAUCUUGCGCUCUCUCCUUGCUCUUCAUCAUGUCCCUCCAUAUUCACUUCCCGGUGCCAGCUUCCGGCGAGUUCCCACCGUUCCGAGAGUGCGCUCCUUUUGUUUGCGGAGAUCAACAAAUCAGCUAUCCUUUCAGGCAUAAUGAGCGACCGAGUUACUGUGGGUAUCCUGGCCACGAACUCGGCUGUGACGGACAUAACCUGACCUUGUCCAUGAUGUCACCGGAAUAUCGGGUGAUCCACAUGGAUAGGAAUGCGCAGGUCCUCGAGGUGGCGAGGACUGAUAUAGUGGAAGAUGUGUGUCGAAAAACCGAUGUUGACACCACUUUAAACUUCACUCUCUUCAACUACGCCUCUAGUGAUAUCAAUUUCACCUUGUUCUACAAUUGCAAUGUGUCGCCGUAUUCUCUAUCUUAUUUGUUCUUAUGUCGUACACAAUAUGGCUACCUUGUUCGGAACGCGGACCUUGAUCCCCAGUCCCCACGAUGCAACUUCAGGGCCCUUGUCAUGAUUGCAAGCGAAGCUCUAGCUCUACUGCAGUCACCUGACGAGAGCAACCGUCGCGCUAUUAUUGAGGUCCUGAGCAAAGGCUUUGAGAUCACCUGGAUUGCCGACACAUCGCAGUGCGAUGAUUGCACCAAAUCGGGGGGAAGAUGUGGGUAUGGCUGGACAAGGCAAGAGUUCAAUUGUUUUUGCUCUGAUGGAGUCUAUUCAACGACCUGCGACCGACAAAGAAUAGCUACAAUAGGUACUGCAACUGUGAUCGCCCUUAUUUUAAUACUUUCCAUCAGGAAAAAACCAAUGAUCAGAAAGAUUAUGGCUUUAGUGAAGCAGAGGAACGAACAUUUAGAUGGCGAAAUGAAAAUUGAGGGACUUGUCUCUUCGAGAAGAUACACCUACAGAGACAUCAAGAGGAUAACCAACUAUUUCGAAGAGAAGUUGGGUCAGGGAGGCUAUGGUUGUGUGUACAAAGGCAAGCUUCGAGAUGGUCAACUUGUGGCGGUGAAGCUUCUAACGAAGCUGAAAGGCGACGCCGAAGAAUUUUUCAAUGAAGUUGUGAGCAUCAGCAGGACUUCUCAUGUCAAUGUUGUCAGCCUCCUGGGGUUCUGUUUUGAAGGAAGUAAAAGAGCUUUAAUCUAUGAGUUCAUGCCCAAUGGAUCCCUUGAGAAGUUCAUCUUUAACAGGAGUAACGCAUUGGAGGUAGAUCAACUACUGAGUUGGGACACUUUGUAUCAGAUUUCCCUUGGCAUAGCUCACGGGCUAGAGUACUUGCAUAAAGGCUGCAACACAAGGAUCUUACACUUCGACAUAAAGCCUCAGAACAUUCUCCUUGAUGCAAGCUAUUGUCCCAAGAUUUCCGACUUUGGUCUUGCCAAAAUAUGCCCAAGAGAAGAGAGCAUCGUGUCAUUUCUUGGUGCCCGAGGCACCGUCGGAUACAUUGCUCCGGAGCUGAUCAUAAGGAACAUCGGAGGGGUUUCUCACAAAUCGGAUGUGUAUAGCUACGGCAUGAUGGUUCUUGAGAUGGUCGGUAAGACAAAAAUGCCAAAGUUGCAGUAG